This is a messenger RNA of Dacryopinax primogenitus, 750 nucleotides long. Its product is annotated as peptidyl-tRNA hydrolase. Bases 1 to 750 code for a protein of 249 amino acids. The transcript has 3 exons. NCBI's taxonomy places the organism in Eukaryota, Fungi, Basidiomycota, Dacrymycetes, Dacrymycetales, Dacrymycetaceae. Gene Ontology annotation, molecular function: peptidyl-tRNA hydrolase activity. The record is from RefSeq and is a predicted model, not a curated record.
AUGAAAGCAGCUCUUGACCAUGUGAAGAAGCUGCCUCUCGAAUUCCUGAUCGCAGGGAUCGGCAACUAUACCAUGCCAUACACUCGUCACAGUGCCGGGUUGUUGGUCGUCAAUAAUCUGGCAAAGAACUUCAACCUCACUCUCAAAUCUACAGGGAAGACAAAGUGUCUGACCGCCGAGACGACUGUCCGUGUUCCAUCAGGGAGGGAUGGACAGGAGGUGCGACUUGUCCUCGCCAGCAGCCAAGUGCUGAUGAACCUUUCGGGAAACGCUGUCCUCGCUGCCUACCAGCACUUCUUCUCAAACCGAACCUCACGACUCCUGUCUGGUGCACAGGGCUCGAGCAACGUUAUCGUGCUGCAUGAUGACCUCGACCUAGCGCCCAUGCAAGUGCGUCGAAAAGCGUCUGGAUCGGCCAGGGGGCAUAAUGGCGUUACGGACGUGAUGCGUGCCCUCAAAACCGAUGUGUUCUGGCGCAUCCGGUUGGGGAUUGGAGAGUACAAUCGGCAGGAACGCAGGGACAUGGUGUCGUUCGUUCUUGGUGAUCUGACCGGUGCUGAACGCCGGUUCUGGGGUGAGCCAGGAGCGGGUCUAGAGGGGGUCUGGGCGGAGAUCGAAGCGAUUAUCAAGGAUGCUGCGGGGACAAAGUCGAAAGACUCGCGCAGGCGGCUAAAAGGGCCUCAAAGAACCGAGGAGAAAAUCCAGCAGAAGAUGGAGGAGCAGAACUCCACUCGGGAAGAAACCCCGUAA